Panicum hallii is the source of this 2296-nucleotide messenger RNA. RefSeq names its product NAD-dependent malic enzyme 62 kDa isoform, mitochondrial. Gene Ontology annotation, biological process: pyruvate metabolic process; malate metabolic process. The record is from RefSeq and is a predicted model, not a curated record. The transcript is spliced from 18 exons. The coding region runs from base 512 to 2008 and encodes 498 amino acids. Gene Ontology annotation, molecular function: NAD binding; malate dehydrogenase (decarboxylating) (NAD+) activity. Gene Ontology annotation, cellular component: mitochondrion. Lineage: Eukaryota; Viridiplantae; Streptophyta; Magnoliopsida; Poales; Poaceae.
CGUUUGAUUGCUUGCUCGGGCUUUUGAGUUCGCCGCUUGCUGCAUGAACCGCCGCGGGAUCUAAUUGGAUCCGCCGCUGUAGCGUGGAAUGGUGUUUCGACGAUUGUGGCGUCUGGAGGUGGCUUGGUUUUGGAUCAGUCUCCUGGGGGGUAGGUCGAGGUUUGGAGAUUGAGUAAGUUCAGCUGAUGCUUCAAUUGGUUAGGAUGCGGGGGGUGCUUCAACUGUAUAUAGAAAGGCUGAGAGGCCUUUUAUAUGCUCAAUUUUCUCCAGAAGCUAUGGACAAACAGAAAAGCUUCCCUAAAAGUUGCAAUGAAGUAUACCCUAUUUAUGACAUGAAAGGAGUGCACAAAGUUGCACGUUCUUAGUCACAGCUAGAGCUAGAGGAGAUGCAUCAGAGGCUGGUGUGCUUGAUCUGAAACGGCUGCAGAAAUAUGCGAGAGAUGGGCCAUCUGAUACAUUAGCAUUAGCAAAAUGGCGCAUCCUCAACAGAUUGCAUGACAGAAAUGAAACAAUGUACUACAAGGUUCUAAUAAAUAACAUUGAGGAGUAUGCGCCUAUUGUCUACACACCAACCGUUGGACUUGUUUGCCAAAAUUACAGUGGUUUGUUUCGACGGCCUAGGGGAAUGUAUUUUAGUUCAGACGAUCGUGGGGAGAUGAUGUCUAUGGUGUACAAUUGGCCAGCGGAUCAGGUUGACAUGAUAGUAGUGACUGAUGGAAGCAGGAUUUUGGGCCUCGGUGAUCUGGGGGUUCAAGGUAUUGGCAUUGCUAUUGGAAAAUUGGAUUUAUAUGUUGCUGCUGCUGGAAUAAAUCCUCAAAGGGUUCUUCCCGUUAUGAUCGAUGUUGGAACGAACAAUGAGAAGCUCCUCAAGGAUCCUCUUUAUCUCGGGCUACAAGAGCACCGUCUUGAGGGAGACGAAUAUGUCUCAGUUAUUGAUGAAUUCAUGGAAGCUGUUUUUACUCGCUGGCCUAAUGUUAUUGUACAGUUUGAGGACUUCCAAAGUAAAUGGGCCUUUAGGCUGUUGCAGCGUUACAGAAAGACUUAUCGCAUGUUUAAUGAUGAUGUUCAGGGAACUGCUGGCGUUGCAAUAGCUGGCCUUUUAGGAGCUGUACGGGCACAAGGAAGGCCAAUGAUAGAUUUCCCAAAGCAAAGGAUUGUUGUUGCUGGUGCUGGCAGUGCUGGUAUUGGAGUGGUGAAUGCUGCAAGCAGAACUAUGGCAAGAAUGUUGGGAAACAAUGAGGUUGCUUUUGAGAGUGCGAGGAGCCAAUUCUGGAUAGUUGAUGCCCAUGGUCUAAUAACAGAAGACCGUGCAGACAUUGACCCAGAUGCACGACCUUUUGCUAGGAGAAAGGGUGAGCUUGGUCACCAGGGCCUAAGUGAGGGGGCAAGCUUAGUUGAAGUGGUUAAAAAGGUGAAGCCUGAUGUCAUACUUGGAUUAUCUGCAGUUGGUGGUUUGUUCUCGAAGGAGGUUCUGGAAGCACUAAAAGAUUCAUCCUCUUCGAGACCAGCAAUUUUUGCAAUGUCAAACCCAACUAAAAACGCUGAGUGUACACCUGGAGAAGCCUUUUCAAUUCUGGGUGAAAAGGCCAUCUUUGCUAGUGGAAGCCCGUUCCAUGAUGUGGAUCUUGGUGAUGGGAAGAUUGGCCACUCCAAUCAAGGGAAUAACAUGUACCUCUUUCCUGGAAUAGGGCUAGGAACCCUUCUGUCUGGUGCUCGGGUUAUCUCUGAUGGAAUGCUGCAGGCUGCAGCAGAACGUUUGGCUUCAUACAUGAAAGAAGAGGAGGUUCUCCAAGGGAUAAUUUAUCCUCCCAUCUCCAGAAUACGUGACAUCACUAAGGAGGUGGCGGCAGCAGUUGUGAGGGAAGCAGUAGCAGAGGAUCUAGCUGAGGGAUACCGUGAAAUGGAUGCACGUGAGCUUGCACGACUCAGCGAGGAAGAAACUAUGGAAUAUGUCAAGACGAACAUGUGGAGCCCUGUCUAUCCAACAAUAAUAUACAGGAAAGACUAGAGGGGUCUGUUUGCUAUUUCACAUAUGUUCAAUGACAUGUACAAUUUACUUUAGGCUGCACUCUGUAUGUUUACUUCAGAAGUGUAGGUAUGCUAUUUAUAAGCAAGCAGCCUUGACUGUUUUCGUGCAUAUGCCAUGCGGUAGGUCAAAGGCAUUGACCUAAUAAGUUUCAACUGAACUUAGUACCAUCAGAGGUACCUUUAGGCCUAUGUUAUAGGCUCCAUUUCCUGACGCGUUUCAUUGAGCUGAACAUUUUUCUAUCUUAAAUGUCAGCUGUUAUAGGCUCCA